Messenger RNA from Pelobates cultripes (western spadefoot toad), 23360 nucleotides. Lineage: Eukaryota; Metazoa; Chordata; Amphibia; Anura; Pelobatidae. The record is from the annotation of a GenBank genome assembly.
CUUUUUGAUUUGAUUUCCUGCAGUAUAUUCCUGGAGUUUUGUCACAAUGGCAGGUAGAAUAUAUUUUACUGUGCAGUUAUUAAAUCCCUGUUUCUAUAAUCUCUUUGUAUCAGGGGGCAGCGAGGACCCACUUGACACAAAUCCGCACAGCUUAGUAUUGGAGAGUGAUCUCCUUCUUGGACAUGAGCAGGAAUUCUCUGACAGCAGCGAUCGAUUCCUUUCUUUCUCCAAGGACUCAGAGGGUUAGUAUAUGCACCAAUGGACCCAAAAAAUAAUAAAGUCAAAGCACACACAAAAUAGGUUACCCUCCUUUAAUUUUUGUAGAGGUUCUGUUUUUUUUUUUCGAUAUAUGGCCUUUAAUCCAUGGCAGAAAUGAAAAUAAGCAUAUUAUGUUAUGACACAAACAUGUGAUCACACUUAAUGCUUUACUCACUCUUGUCGGCUCUCUGAUAGCUGUCUUUUGAAUAUGUUAGUUUCAGCAUCCCAAACUGAUUGAGAAUCUGAGUAUUGGCCGUUGUGGUUAAUAAAGUUUUGUGUAUUCAAUAUGGACAUUUGCCCUCAGUUGUUCUGGACUUUCCAAGAUGGCUGCGACCGUAUAUUCGGUAACACGGGGAGACGUACACGGAGAUGUUGCGGCUGCUUAGAGGGACACAGGUGAGAAAUCACUCCAGAUAGGAUCAGCAUCAAUAACUGGCGCCAGUGAUUGGCGGAGAGCGGAAAGCAGAAGGAAAUGUACCCGUGUGGCGGUACGAAAGGGGGGAAUGCACCUGGAAGGAGCCUAGCAUGGAAACGCAGUGUGCUGUUAGCUGGUUUUACAUUUACAAUACUCUGCUUUUUAAUAAAUUGUAUAUAGCUAUUUCUAACUGGCUAUCUGUGUUCCUUUGCAUGCUUGAUCCCGAUAUUAAAGGAUGGUGACACUUGCGUAUUCUCAAGACAGCUUUCAAAUAGAGCUGACAUUUGUGGCUCUGGAAAGAGUGAGUCCAGCCAUCAUAUAAGCCUUUAGUGUUAGGAAUACAAAGAGUUAAAAAACAAAACAUUUUGAACAUAAACCUGAUUCCAGCGCCAAAGUUCCUCAGCGCUGGGUCAGGCUCCUCCUCCGCUGAUGUCUUCCAAAGGAGGUACUAAUCAAUGCUCUCUGACGGGGUUUUAGAAGGCACUGGACGUCCUGAUGCAAAGCGUGAAUGUCAAACUUUGCAAAAUGCCAGGAAGUGCCUCUAAUGUAAACAUUGCAGUGAUUGUAACUGCGAGGGUAGGGACACUGCGUCCAGACCAUUGCAGUAGGCUGUAAUCUUGCAGCAGUUAGCUAGCGGUUAAAUCUUAUAUUGUUGGAGGAGGUUAUUAACCUUCAACACACACACACCUUAAAGGGACACUAUAGUCACCAGAACAACUACAGCUUAAUGUAUAUUAUACAGCUUAAUGUAGUUGUUCUGGUGAGUAGAAUAGCUCCCUUUAGGCAUUUGUAUGUAAACACUGCCUUUUCAGAGAAAAGGCAGUGUUUACAUUGCCACUAGGGAUACCUCCAAGUGGCCACUCCCCAGAUGGCCAGUGGAGGUGCUUCCUGGCUCAGGGCUGCACAGUAAGCAGCCCUGCCGUUCAGCGUCUCCACGCUCUACAUGGAGACGCUGAAUUUUCCUCAUAGAGAUGCAUUGAUUCAAUGCAUUACUAUGCAUUACUAUGUGGAGGUCCUGUUUGGCAAAAACUGCAUUUGGCCCCGCCCCCAUGUCAGUUUUAGCCAAUCCAAUGCUUUCCCAUAGGGAAAGCAUUGGGUUGGCUCAAAAUUUCCCAUUUUCAUGAUGUCACAAAGGGGGCGGGUCAGCGCCAGCAUACCCGCACGGUGCUGGAAAUAAGGUGAGUUUUAAACUUUUAUACGGGGGCUAAGGGGAGGCGGAGGGUGGGGGCAAGCCACAUUAAUGGUGGGUUUAGCACUAUAGGGUCAGGAAUACAUGUUUGUGUUCCUGACCCUAUAGUGUUCCUUUAACCUACAACAGAGACACCAGCCAGUAUGUUGGGUUAAGGUGUUUGUGUGUGUUGAAGAUGUGUGUUGAAGGUUAAAGGGUGUGUGUGUGUGUGUGUGUGUGUGUGUUGAAGGUUAAGGGGGGUGUGUGUGUGUUGAAGAUGUGUGUGUUGAAGGUUAAGGGGUGUGUGUGUGUGUUGAAGGUUAAGGUGUUUGUGUUGAAGGUUAAGGGGUGUGUGUGUGUGUGUUGAAGAUGUGUGUGUUAAAGGUUAAGGUGUGUGUGUGUUUUGAAGGUUAAGGUGUGUGUCUGUGUUUGUUGAAGGUUAAGGUGUGUGUGUUGAAGGUUAAGGUGUAUAUGGAAGGUUAAGGUGUGUGUGUGUUGAAGGUUAAGGUGUGUGUGUGUGUGUGUGUGUGUUGAAGAUGUGUGUGUUGAAGGUUAAGGUGUGUGUGUGUGUUGAAGAUGUGUGUGUUGAAGGUUAAGGUGGAUGUGUGUGUUGAAGUUUAAGGUGUGUGUGUUGAAGAUGUGUGUGUUAAAGGUUAAGGUGUGUGUGUGUGUGUGUGUUUUGAAGGUUAAGGUGUGUGUGUUUUGAAGGUUAAGGUGUGUGUGUUUUGAAGGUUAAGGUGUGUGUUUUGAAGGUUAAGGUGUGUGUGUUGAAGAUGUGUGUGUUGAAGAUGUGUGUGUUGAAGGUUAAGGUGUGUGUGUUGAAGGUUAAGGUGUGUGUGUGUUGAAGGUGUGUGUGUUGAAGAUGUGUGUGUUGAAGGUUAAGGUGGAUGUGUGUGUUGAAGGUUAAGGUGGAUGUGUGUGUUGAAGGUUAAGGUGUGUGUGUGUGUGUGUGUUGAAGAUGUGUGUGUUGAAGGUUAAGGUGUGUGUGUUGAAGAUGUGUGUGUUAAAGGUUAAGGUGUGUGUGUGUGUGUGUGUUGAAGAUGUGUGUUUUGAAGGUUACGGUGUGUGUGCUUUGAAGGUUAAGGUGUGUGUGUGUUGAAGGUUAAGGUGUGUGUGUGUUGAAGAUGUGUGUGUUGAAGGUUAAGGUGUGUGUGUUGAAGGUUAAGGUGUGUGUGUUGAAGGUUAAGGUGUGUGUGUGUGUGUUUUGAAGGUUAAGGUGUGUGUGUGUGUUGAAGAUGUGUGUGUUAAAGGUUAAGGUGUGUGUGUGUGUGUGUUGAAGAUGUGUGUUUUGAAGGUUAAGGUGUGUGUGUGUGUGUGUUGAAGAUGUGUGUUUUGAAGGUUAAGGUGUGUGUGUUGCAGGUUAAGGUGUGUGUGUUUUGAAGGUUAAGGUGUGUGUGUGUGUGUGUGUGUUGAAGAUGUGUGUUUUGAAGGUUAAGGUGUGUGUGUGUGUGUGUUGAAGAUGUGUGUGUUGAAGGUUAAGGUGUGUGUGUGUUGAAGAUGUGUGUGUUUUGAAGGUUAAGGUGUGUGUGUGUUUGAAGGUUAAGGUGUGUGUGUUUUGAAGGUUAAGGUGUGUGUGUUUUGAAGGUUAAGGUGUGUGUGUUUUGAAGGUUAAGGUGUGUGUGUUUUGAAGGUUAAGGUGUGUGUGUUUUGAAGGUUAAGGUGUGUGUGUUUUGAAGGUUAAGGUGUGUGUGUUUGUUGAAGCUUAAGGUGUAUGUGGAAGGUUAAGGUGUGUGUUUAAGGUUAAGGUGUGUGUUUAAGGUUAAGGUGUAUGUGGAAGGUUAAGGUGUAGGUGUGUGUGUGUGUUUUGAAGGUUAAGGUGUAUGUGGAAGGUUAAGGUGUGUGUGUGUUGAAGGUUAAGGUGUGUGUGUGUUUUUUGAAGGUUAAGGGUAUGUGUGUUGAAGUUUAAGGUGUAUGUGGAAGGUUAAGGUGUGUGUGUUGAAGGUUAAACUUGGUAUUGGGUUGGUACAUUGGGAAGACCCGCUUCAGUCUGGUUUCCGCGCUAAGCACUCUGUGGAAACGGCACUGACCAAAGUAUCCAAUGAUCUACUCGCUGCAAAAUCUCGUGGUCACUACUCUAUCCUAAUUCUCCUUGACCUGUCUACGGCUUUUGACACUGUUGAUCAUCAACAGCUUCUUCUCAUCCUCCACAAUAUCGGUCUACAAGAUAUUGCUCUCUCCUGGUGCUCCUCCUACCUCUCCCAGCGCUCUUUCAGUGUUUCUUUCUCUGGCUCUGCUUCUUCUCCCCAACUCCUCUCUGUUGGUGUCCCCAAGGUUCAGUCCUUGGUCCCCUACUGUUCUCCAUCUAUACUGCCUCACUUGGUAAACUCAUUAGCUCCUUUGGCUUCCAAUAUCAUUUCUAUGCAGAUGACACGCAAAUCUACCUGUCCUCUCCUGAUCUCUCCCCGUCCCUCUUGACUAGUGUCUCUGACUGCCUCUCUGCUGUUUCUAACUGGAUGGCUACCCACUUCCUUAAACUAAAUUUGACAAAAACUGAAAUUCUGGUCUUUCCUCCCUCAAGUGUUGUUACUCCUGUGUCUGUCUCCCUCCAAGUCAACGGUGCUACCAUCAGCUCCACCACGCAGGCUCGCUGCCUAGGUGUUUUCUUUGACUCCGACCUCUCCUUCAAGCCUCAUGUUCAAUCUAUCGCCAAAUCCUGUCAUUUCCAUCUCAAAAACAUUGCGCGCAUCCGCCCCUACUUAACACCAGAUGCGACUAAGGUGUUGGUCCAUUCCACUGUCCUUUCUCGCCUUGACUACUGUAAUCUGCUUCUCAGUGGUCUUACGUGCUCCCAACUUGUGCCAUUACAGUCCAUAAUGAAUGCGGCGAUGAGGCUCAUCUUCCUGUCCGCCCACACCUCCCAUGCCUCACCCUUCUGUCAGUCCCUACAUUGGCUUCCUAUAAAAUAUAGAGCUCAAUUUAAAAUUCUGGUUCUUGCCUUCAAAUCUCUACAUAAUGCUGCUCCCACCUAUCUAUCCUCCCUUAUACACAAGUAUGUCCCGUCUAGGCCCUUACGAUCUGCGGAAGACUUACGUCUAUCUUCUGUCCGUACUCCCACCUCUGAUGCUCGCCUUCAAGAUUUCUCGAGGGCUGCACCGUUCCUGUGGAACUUGCUUCCCUCCUCCGUUAGAUGCUCACCCAGUCUCCACUCCUUCAAAAAAUCGUUAAAAACCCACUUCUUCAUAAAAGCUUAUCAAUUAAACUGUUAAUAGCUCCUGACUGAUUCCUCUUCUGCAACUGUCACUAGUCUAAUACUAUCCUUACCUUUUUGUGUCAUUUUACCCCACUCCCUCUAGCAUGUAAGCUCAUUGAGCAGGGCCCUCAACCCCUCUGUUCCUGUGCGUCCAACUUGUCUGGUUACAACUACAUGUCUAUUCGUCCACCCAUUGUAAAGCGCUGCGGAAUUUGGCGGCGCUCUAACAAUAUCAUAAUAAUAAUUUCGGACACAGGGAAUCUUGCCAUAUUUCAUGGAUUUGGAUGAUGGUACAUUAGCUAUUGAUGUUUGGAGUGUUAGGAGUAUAGGGGCUAAGUUUGGUAUUGGGUGUAAACCACAGGGAUUGUGAGGAUUAAAAGUAAUAGUAUUACUUGAAAACACCUUCAAAUCCACAUUUACACUUUUGUUUUCCACUCCUUGCAGACUUAUAUUAACACGCUUCCUCCCGUAUUACUGCAUGAGCACCUGGGAUGGGCAAUAGCAGCAUAAACCUUUUAUUCCACCAACAACAAUAGAAAUAUGCUUCCACUUGCUUAUUAUGAGUUCCGCAGAGUAUCUGUGUGAUCAUAGGCAUGCACAGCCCAAUGCACCGAGAAACAUAUACAACUGCACACUCAGUGACACGUGUACACACAGUUACUGCACCGAGAAACAUAUACAACUGCACACUCAGAGACACGUGUACACACAGAUACUGCACCGAGAAACAUAUACAACUGCACACUCAGAGACACGUGUACACACAGAUACUGCACCGAGAAACAUAUACAACUGCACACUCAGUGACACGUGUACACACAGAUACUGCACCGAGAAACAUACAACUGCACACUCUGACGCGUGUACACACAGAUACUGCUCCGAGAAACAUAUAUGACUGCACACUCAGUGACACGUGUACACACAGAUACUGCACCGAGAAACAUAUACAACUGCACACUCAGUGACACGUGUACACACAGAUACUGCACCGAGAAACAUACAACUGCACACUCAGUGACGCGUGUACACACAGAUACUGCUCCGAGAAACAUAUAUGACUGCACACUCAGUGACACGUGUACACACAGAUACUGCACCGAGAAACAUAUACAACACACACUCAGUGACAUGUGUACACACAGGUACUGCACAGAGAAACAUAUACAACUGCACACUCAGUGACACGUGUAGACACAGAUACUGCACUGAGAAACAUAUACAACUGCACACUCAGUGACACGUGUGCACACAGAUACUGCUCCGAGAAACAUAUACGACCGCACACUCAGUGACACGUGUACACACAGAUACUGCUCCGAGAAACAUAUACGACUGCACACUCAGUGACACGUGUACACACAGAUACUGCUCCGAGAAACAUAUACGACUGCACACUCAGUGACACGUGUACACACAGAUACUGCACCGAGAAACACAUACGACUGCACACUCAGUGACACGUGUACACACAGAUACUGCUCCGAGAAACAUAUACGACUGCACACUAAGUGACACAUGUACACACAGAUACUGCACCGAGAAACAUAUACGACUGCACACUCAGUGACACGUGUACACACAGAUACUGCACCGAGAAACAUACAACUGCACACUCAGUGACGCGUGUACACACAGGUACUGCACCAAGAAACAUAUACAACUGCACACUCAGUGACACGUGUAGACACAGAUACUGCUCCGAGUGAAACAUAUACGACUGCACUGCACACUACAGUGACGACUGCACACUCAGUACACACAGAUACUGCUCCGAGAAACAUAUACGACUGCACACUCAGUGACACGUGUACACACAGAUACUGCACCGAGAAACAUAUACGACUGCACACUCAGUGACACGUGUACACACAGAUACUGCUCCGAGAAACAUAUACGACUGCACACUAAGUGACACAUGUACACACAGAUACUGCACCGAGAAACAUAUACGACUGCACACUCAGUGACACAUGUACACACAGAUACUGCACCGAGAAACAUACAACUGCACACUCAGUGACACGUGUACACACAGAUACUGCACCGAGAAACAUAUACGACUGCACACUCAGUGACACGUGUACACACAGAUACUGCUCCGAGAAACAUAUACGACUGCACACUCAGUGACACGUGUACACACAGGUACUGCACCGAGAAACAUAUACGACUGCACACUCAGUGACACGUGUACACACAGGUACUGCACCGAGAAACAUAUACGACUGCACACUCAGUGACACGUAUACACACAGGUACUGCACCGAGAAACAUACAACUGCAUGCUCUUAAAAUAAAGUGAGUUUUAUUCCUUUUGGGGGGGGGGAGGGCUAAGAGGGGGGCAAGCCACGUAAAUGGUGGGUUUUAUAGGGUCAGGAAUACAUGUUUGUGUUCGUGACCCUAUAGUGUUCCUUUAAGAGAGGAUAGGGGUUAAAGUGUGGGGGUAAUGGGGCUGCAUUUGGGGUUAGAGACAGUUUUAGGAUGUUGGGUUUAGUUGGGUAUAAAUGUACUAGUGAGGGGAGUUAGGGGUUGUAGUGGAGGGUUAAAGCCAGUAGUCAGGGACAGGGGUUAGGAGCUGAAGUGGGGGGGAUUAGGGGCUAUAGAGGGGUAAAGAGAGGAGUGGUGUAGAUAGGCUCAGGCAACAGUUAAAAAAACAAACAAACCACAAAAUAAAGUUUCUGAAGCUUAUCAGGGAGGGGGAAAUCCUGACCCCUGUUGGACCGAUAGGAAACUGGAAAGCGCAGAUAACGUUGCCCUGGGUUAUCGUGUUGACGCUGUAAUACACUUGUGGCAGGACCGCUGCCUAAACUGUGAAUUGCCUUGUUGUAUAUGUGUGGAUGUGCCCUCCUAGAAUGUGUUUUUUCCCUCUUUCAUAUUCCUCUCUUUGUAAUUUUGACCAUAAAAUCCUGCAAUAUACUUUUUGACCGCCUGGGGGCGCUCUAUUUAGAGUGAGGGGACCCUUAGAUCUAGUGCGGGAGCACUGGGAAGGAGCCAGGGUACAGGGAGGAACCCCCAUCGUUCUAUAUGUGCUGGAGUUUAGGGACCGGCUGAUGGAACUCACCCAUCUAGUGCGAGGGAACCUCCAGGUGGCUCAGAGGCGCAGGUGCACAUGGUACGAUCGAGGCGCCAGGAGCCGUAGUUUUCAAGUUAGGCAGAAGAUUUUGUUGUUGAUUUCGGUCCGACAUGACAGGCUGCCUGGCAGGGCCCAUACCGCAUAGUGUUACAUAAAGAGGACACUACCUAUGUGAUCGGCCCAUGCUCUGGUACUGGAAUCCACUGCCUGUUGCAUGUGAACAUGCUUAAGCCCUACCACGAGCGGACAAAGGAUGUUUCCCCCAUUUGCGCGCCAGCCUCGGAAGAUUAUGGCAGUCUUCCCCUGCCGGACCCUGCCAGAGAAUGUGACUCAGGCAGGGUCCAUAGAAGAGGUCCAGUUAGGGGACCGUCUAACCAAAAGCAAACGCAGGCAGGCGAAACAGAUGUUGUUCGCCAAGCAAACGACCUUCUCCAACCUACCAGGGUAUACCCCCCUGGCCACCCAUAGAGUGGAGACCCCCAACCAACAGCCCCUACCAGGUGCCAGAGGCUGUGCAGGGGAGCAUGCUACAGAAAAUCCAGGAGAUGCUCCAGCUAGGGGUCAUCGAACCAUCCAUGAGCCCUUGUGCCUCCCCAGUAGUCCUAGUCCCGAAGAAAGACGGGACUACCAGGUUCUGCAUGGACUACAGGAGGCUCAACGACAAGAAGGUCUCCGAUGCCUACCCCAUGCCCCUCAUAGAUGUGCUGCUCUAUAGAAUGGCUCAGGGCCGAUACCUCACCACCAUUGACCUAUGCAAGGGAUAUUGGCAGAUCCCAUUGGCAGCAGAUGCUGUCCCCAGGUCCCCCUUCGUCACCUCCUUUAGCCUGUACCAGUUUAAGCUAAUGUCAUUCGUGAUGAAGAAUGCUCCAGCCACCUUCCAAUGGAUGGCGGACCGGCUGUUAGAUGGCCAACAGGAUUAUGCCUGUGCAUACAUGGAUGACAUUGCCAUAUACAGUGACUCUUCGGAGGAACACCUGGUGCACAUGGGGGCUGUACUGGACUGGAUCAGGGAAGCAGGAUUAACUCUGAAGCCCAGUAAAUGUACCCUAGGGAUGGCAGAGGUACAUUACCUAGGGCACCGGGUGGGUUGUGGGACACAGAAGCCAGAACCUGCCAAAGUGGAGGCAGUAGCUAGUUGGCACCGUUCCUCACUAAGACCCAGGUACUGGCUGUUACGGUACCUUCAGUAAUAAAUGUACAAACCGCCGUUUAGUGAAUGCUCCCCGUUUGCAAUAAUGUUGUCUGGUAGCGUAUGCAAAACAACCAUGCGAACCGCCAGCCAGGGAACACUCCAAACUCCCGAACGGUACUCAUACGGCUCCUUCCCUUCACGAGCCACAAGUUUCACGAACUGCCAAUAUCAGCCGAACGCCAAUAUCUUCCAAGCGGCAAAUAAUUCCAAAGAGCAGUCUCUAGUCGCCGGUAAUAAAAUCCCCCCCAAUAACGAGACCAAACUCCGCUUUGAGGGUAAAACACAAACUGAGUUUACUGUGGGCUACCUGCCCGUAUUUAUGCAGGUCUCCCACUUGGUGGACACUCCCCUAGGGGACCAAAUGGGAGACUGCAAUAGCAGAUGGACAUGGGGACAUUUCAGACAUACAAUUCCACAAUAUUCCCAGCAUACAUCACAGUUUCCUCCCCUCUGCCCGGGAGAUAAUUGAAAAGUAAUUCAAUUACCUCCCAGAGCAGAGGCAAAUCGCCAUUUUAAAUACAAGUCACAAAACACAUAAAAAUACAUAACUUUAUAACUGCCGAACAUAUUACAUUCGUGUAACACAUCCCCAGAUAGCCUGGAUCUGAGUGCAUAUUAUUGGCGAAUAGCGCUCAGAUCCCAUACGCACAGUUCAAUCGCCAUGGAGUCAAAGUCUAUUACAGUUCUUCGGUAUGCGAUUGACUCCAUGGGAAGGCUAUCUGGGGUAAGUCCAUUCGUGCCUUUAAACCUCUCGAACGGCCGGUGUUCGCAUACUUCUGUCGAUUGAGAAGGGAGGUCGACGGCUUCAGCGGUGUUCGGUUGAAAAAGUGUCCGUUUUCAGUUCCAUGAAUUUAGUACCGAACACCGCUGGUCUUUCGCAUGGUUAAAAUGGCCGCCGCCUCGUGGUCGACAUACGAACGACGACCACCCUGUAUUCGGUUUUAAUUGAGAAGUGUCUGUGGUUAACUGCAACGUUCUAAUUGGGAUCAAUAGGUUAACCAGCAGCACACUUCUCUUCUGGGUGGCCGUCCGUUCGGCAGUUCCGUUCGACAGAAAAGUACAUUCCCUUAAACAAGGCAUACGAACGGGUAAAUUCAUGCAAACGGCAAAACAGACGAACACAGCAAUCCUAGUUCAUACGGAUGGGUCUGUCACACGGCUCCCCCCUUGUGGAACACUCCGGCAGACCCGGCUUGACGGGUCAACUUGGGGAUGACUGGACUAUGAAGAAGUAGGGACGUCUAUUUGCCGGGACAACCCAUCCGCAUUCCCAUUCUGCUUACCGGGUCGGUAGCUGAUAGUGAAGUUGUAAGGCUGCAGUGCCAAACUCCACCUCAGCAGUCUGCCAUUGUCUCCUGAGACCCGGUUGUGACGGAACGGUGGCACUCCGACUGAGUACCUCCGCCAAUCGAUGCUCCUAGUGCUCGCUGAGGACUCCAAGCACUCCAACUGACACCAUCAGCACUGCAGACCCCACUUCCAGCGAUGCAACUGCGCCGGGGUCUCUGCUGCCUCCACCCACCCUGGACCCAAGGCCCACCCUGGACCCAAGGCCAGGAUCCAGCUUCCAGUGGGUGAACCUCUCUUUUCCCCAGAGAGCAGGAACAGGAACAAGCUCUUAGCAGAACUUAGUGAUCAUACCCUGGGGAGUAUAGUGAUUAUAGCAAUCCCCAGAGUGUAUUUCUCCAAUCCCCCAAACAUGAGCCAAGGCUUAAUGCUGGAACAAGACUGAUUUACUGGCACACAGAACUCACAAUUUAUGCAACACAAACUCCUCCUCUGGGCCAGGCUAGAUAAUUGAGUUUCUACAAUACACAAAGCUCAAUUAUCUGCUGGCCAGAAAUAAUACAGUUUCAUAAAACACACAGGGACCCCAAAACAUGCAAUAACCCCAUAAAAAGUAUAUCCUUGGAACCGGGGGAUCUGGUUGAACCACAUAUCCAAAAUUCACCCAGAUCCGUUCAGUACUUUGGAAAAUACAGUUUAAUGCAGAUUCUGCAGAACAUAUACAGGCUAAAUGAAAAACAAUCACUGUAUAAUGUGUCCCCUGCUGUAUAGUCUAAAACCACUGCACGAUGUCUCUGUGCACCAAAUACUGGCGAGAUGGCACCGUGUUGAAAAGUCCAAACAGUGUCUGGGAGUUAAAAUGGCCGCCAUCCAUUGUUCUCACCAUGUGCUUCUGAUACAGGAAAUGGUGGCCACCCAGUAACUCCACAGUAUGUCCCCAGAUGGUUCUUAAAGGGCCAGCAGCAGCACAACACAAAUCCAUUAUGCCCAAAUCAUAUCUUUAAAGGGCAAUACAUGCCAGGGGCCAUAGUCACAGGGCAAGAGACGGGCAAGCAGUCCUCUCCAGGCACAAGUGGCGAAGGGCACUUCGUCACACCGGUUAAGCCAGACAAGGGGAUUGUGGUCUGUGAUGAGGGAAAAUUCUUGUCCGUAUAAAUAGGGGCUCAACUUCUUCGGUGCCCAGACCAGGGCUAAACACUCUUUCUCCCCUGCCACAUAACUCACUUCCCGGGGUAAUAGCUUUCUGCUGAGAUAUGCGACAGGGUGCUCUCCUCCUUCUUCCCCGACCUGGCUCAGCACAGCCCCCAGUCCAUACAUGGAAGCAUCUGUAUGAACGAGAAAACGUUUGUUAGGGACUGGGGCAGCCAGGACAGGGGCAUUCACAAGAGCUUGCUUCAGGGCCUGAAACGCGGCUUCACAAGCUGGAGACCACAGGACCUGCUUAGGUAAAUUUUUCUUAGUCAGGUCAGUCAAGGGCUUGGCAACCGUACUGUAGUCGGGGACAAAGCGUCGGUAAUACCCUGCUGUCCCCAGGAAGGCCAAUACUUGGGUCUUGGUGAUAGGUGUGGGCCAGUUAGCUACAGCUUCUACCUUGGCUGGCUCUGGUCUCUGGCUCCCACACCCUACCCUGUGACCCAAGUACUGCACUUCUGCCAUGCCUAGAUGGCACUUGUCUGGUUUCAAGGUCAGGCCCGCGGCCCGAAUCUUGUCCAGCACCACCCCCACGUGUACUAAGUGUUCUUCCCAGGACUCACUGUAGACCGCAAUGUCAUCCAGGUAUGCACAUGCAAAUUCAAACUGGGUUUGCGCCAUUCUCCUGGUUGAUCGGCACGAGUAAAGCGCUGAUUGGUCGCCGCAAGGAGCUAGCGACCAAUCCAAGAAGGAGCGCUUGUUCAAACGGGGUUUUGCACUCUUCUUUCUGAUUGGGCGGUGAAACGCCUCUCGUCCCUGGACGCUGAUUGGUGCAGCCAAGUUUUGCGCCCUUUCUGCAGACUGGGCAGCGAAACUCCUUCCUCCCCCUAACGCAUUCAAAUUGAAGUUUGAAUUCGCCGGACUAACCCAAGCAACACCAUGGAACUAAUUUCGGGGAUGUACAGAGCCUUGAGCCCCAGACUUUCGAUGCUGAUAUCUCUGGCUCUGUACAUCCGAUCGCCCCGCUUUUUGCAGGAGUUCUAGGGGGGACCCAGGGCUAUUCAUCAUAUAUAAAGUACCCCCUUCCCGUCUGGGUGCACCGAGCCCCAAAGUUGAGCCCCCUGUGUGUAGCGGAGAUCUAGUAUUCCACUGGAUAUCUCCGCUCAGGAUCCCAGUGAGGCUCAGGAACAAGUAAUUAUAAAUCCAUCAGGCAAGGUUUCCAGCAGGUAAAACAAUAUAGCAAUAUCCCAACAGCAAUCCCAAUAACUGGACGACACACAGAAUCAGGAGCAGAACUAACUUUUUUUCCACAGUGGCCUUUUAAAGCAUGCUCCCAUGCAAGGGAGGGAUUUCCAUUAAUUAUUACAGUACCCAAUCCUGUUCUGGUAACCUCCCACACAUGUCUUCCCCUCAGCCUGACUCAUAAUCCCCUUAUACAGUACACAAAUUCCCUGAGUUUCUGGAUGAACCCCUAAACCUAGGGGUACCCCUUUAAAUGGCACAUCCCCUGGUAGCCCAGAUCUGGGUGAGCAACAUAUCCAAAAAUCACCCAGAUCGGACCAGGGGUUCGGGAAAUCUAUGGAGGUAAUAAAAAGACCGACCGCGCUGGGGAGAACAGCCGAAUUGGGUUCCAUGCGAUGGGGCCCUGCGGUCGGGCACAGUAUAAGGGAACAAACUGCACGAAAGGCUAAGGUUACAGAGAUAAGGUAGGGUUCGCAUGAAUCUCCUCGUUCGGUUGUUUCUUUCUACCGAACGAGGGGCCGUUCGGUAGUUUGGAGCGAACGUAUGGUGCGUAUGGAGGUAUCAGUGGUGUUUGCCUAGCCGAGUGUCCGAUUUGGGUUCCAGACACUCGACGGCAAAACACCGCUGUUCGGGAGUUUUAAAAUGGCCGCCGCCACGUGUUCGUUUCCCGAAUGGCGGCCACCCCCGAGAACAAAGGACCCACUGCACAGCUUGUCAAUUACCCGUUCGCAACAUUGUUGCAAUGGGUAAUUGAAGGCACACUUCACACAGGGGAGGUCUGACUGUUCGGUAGUUUCAUUCCCUUAGUUGUUCGAAUGAUUCUACCGAACAAUCAGACGAAUACAACCUAUUUUUACACAUAUAACCCUGCAAUUUACACGAAUACAUUCACACAUAUGCAAUUUCCAGGACAGCCCAGUGCCAUCCGCUACACUGUGCAUAAAAAGCUAUGUGCCCAAAUAAAUAUUGUCAAAGAUUGUAUCCUGGAACUGUGUCCCAUCCAGUUACUGGGGGGAUGGGUCUGACCUAUCCCAACAAAAGGGUAUAACCAGCCAGGUUACACAGGUCCCGCUACAACAGUAGGAGAGGAGAACUUGACCUGGAUGUACAGACAAAGUUCUCACUCCUCCUCGGCAUCAGUGGCCAACUGAGAACGGUGGCCUUGGCUUGUCUUCUCAGGUUGGGUGGUGACAACGAUCAGGGAACACAGACCUUUUUGAUCUCCCUGCCGGCUUGUUUAGCAUUAGGGUAUGCCUAGACACCCCGUAUUUGAUAUAGCAAGGAAUGAAGUCCUGAUAUUCUGUUUCCACACACCUCAAUCAGCAUCCUUCCUGGUUUUACACUGUCAUAGUUACAUAGUUACAUAGUUACAUAGUUACAUAGCUGAAAAGAGACUUGCGUCCAUCAAGUUCAGCCUUCCUCAGAAAUGUUGUUGCUGUUGAUCCAAAAGAAGGCAAAAAACCUGGUCUGAAGCACUUCCAAUUUUGCCACAAACUAGGAAAAAAUUCCUUCUUGACCCCAAAAUAGCAGUCAGAUGUCUCCUUGGAUCAAGCAGCUAUUACCCCACUAAUUAGAAAUUAUAUCCCUGUAUGUUAUGUUUUUGUAAGUAUUUAUCCAAUUUCAGUUUAAACAUCUGUAUGGACUCUGACAAAACCACCUCUUCAGGCAGAGAAUUCCAUAUCCUUAUUGUUCUUACUGUAAAAAAGCCUUUUCUUUGCCUUAGAUGAAAUCUCCUUUCUUCCAGCCUAAAUGUGUGACCUCGUGUCCUAUGUAUAACCCUGUUUAUGAAUAGAUUUCCAGAUAAAGGUUUGUACUGGCCCGAAUAUAUUUGUAUAAAGUUAUCAUAUCCCCUCUCAGGCGCCGUUUUUCCAAACUAAACAGAUUUAAUUUUUGUAACCUUUCUUCAUAACUAAAAUGCUCCAUUCCUUUUAUCAAUUUUGUAGCUCGUCUCUGGACCCUCUCCAGUGCCAUGAUAUCCUUCUUUAGAACAGGUGCCCAAAAUUGCACAGCAUAUUCAGGUGUGGUCUUACCAGCGAUUUAUAAAGAGGCAAAAUUAUAUUUUCAUCCCGAGAAUUUAUGCCCCUAUUUAUACAUGACAAAAUCUUACUGGCCUUAGCAGCUUGACAUUGCAUAUUGCUGCCUAAUUUGUUGUCUAUAACAAUUCCCAAAUCCUUCUCGUGUGUGGUUAUCCCUAAUUCACUACCAUUUAGUGUGUAAGUUGCUUGUGCAUUCUUAACCCCGAAGUGCAUAACUUUGCAUUUCUCUAUGUUAAAUUUCAUCUGCCAUUUUAGUGCCCAGUCCCCCAAUCUAUCCAAAUCUCUCUGCAACAAAGCAAUAUCCUGCUCACAUUUUAUUACUUUACAAAGUUUUGUGUCAUCUGCAAACACUGAUACAUGGCUUUCAAUGCCUAUUUCAAGAUCAUUUAUAAAUAUGUUAAAUAGAAGUGGUCCCAAAACAGAACCCUGAGGGACACCACUUACCACUUUUGUCCAGCCUGAAAAUUUACCAUUAAUGACAACUCGUUGUACUCUGUCCUUAAGCCAAUGUUCUACCCAAGAACAGGAAUAUUCAUCUAGACCAAUUUCUUUUAGUUUGAAGACUAACCUAUUGUGAGGAACCGUAUCAAAUGCCUUGGCAAAGUCCAAGUAGAUCACAUCCACUGCAACACCCUGAUCUAUACUUCUACUUACUUCUUCGUAGAAUGCAAUUAGGUUAGUUUGACAUGACCUAUGUUUCAUAAAACCAUGCUGAUUAUUGCUAAUAACAAAGUUCUUCCCAAUGAAUUCCUGAAUAUUAUCCCUUAAUAGCCCUUCAAAUAUUUUCCCAGUUACUGAAGUUAAGCUCACAGGUCUAUAAUUUCCAGGCAAGGAUUUUGAACCCUUUUUAAAUAUAGGAACAACAUCUGCCUUCCUCCAAUCCUCCGGUACAACACCUGAAACAAAAGAAUCUUGAAAAAUUAAAUACAGAGGUUCACUUAUUUCCCCACUUAGCUCCUUAAGUACUCGUGGGUGAAUACAGUCAGGCCCCGGAGCUUUAUUUACAUUAAUUUUCUUUAAUAGCUGUAGCACCUUGUCUCGAGUUAUCCAGUCACAAGUUAUUUGCAAGUUUUUUGCAGCAAACAUUUGCAUAUCUCUUGCCAUAGGAUCCUCAUUAAUAUAUACUGAAGAAAAAUAGUUAUUUAAAAUUUCUGCUUUUUCCUGGUCUUCAUUAGCUAAUAAACCCAACUCUGUUUCAAGUGUACCUACACUUUCAUUUUUUGUUUUUUUAGAAUUGAUGUACUUGAAAAAAUUUUUGGGGUUGGUUUUGCAUUCUUUAGCUAUCAAUUUCUCAUUUUCUAGUUUAGCCACUUUAAUUGCCUUUUUGCAAGUGUUAUUGGCUUCCUUAUAUCUUAAAUAGGAUGCCUUUGAUUUGUCUGAUUUAAAUGCUUUAAAUGCCCUUUUCUUAUUUUUAAUCUCUUGUUUUACUUCUCUACUAAGCCACAUUGGUUUUAAUUUGUUUCUUUUAUAUUUAUUACCCAAUGGUACAUACUGAGAAAUGUACCUUUCUAAUAUAUGUUUGAACAGUUUCCAUUUAUCCUCAGUGUUUUUAUCACUAAGGAGUUUAUGCCAGUCGAUAUGUUGUAGAGCUGCCCUAAUCUUAUUGAAAUUGGCUUUUUUAAAAUUAUAUGUUUUAGUAUACCCCACCUGCUUUUGCUUUUUUGAGUUUAUUUCAAAAUUUACCAUAUUGUGAUCACUAUUUCCCAAAUGCUCCCCUACUUGAAUGUUGGUUAAAAGAUCAACAUUGUUUGUUAUGACAAGAUCCAGACAAGCAUCCUGUCUAGUUGGUGCUUGUACCAGUUGUGACAUAAAGGUGUCAUUUAACACAUUCAAAAACCUGAUUCCCCUUGCUGAAGUACUAGUCCCUCUUUCCCAAUUUAUGUCUGGAUAAUUAAAAUCUCCAAUAAUUAACGUGUUACCUCGAUUUGCAGCUUUCUCAAUUUGCUCUAACAGCUGUUCUUCCUCAUUAAUAUUUACAUUAGGUGGUUUAUAACAUAUCCCAACCAAUAAUUGAUUUCCCUUUGUUUUCCCCAAGCAGAUAUCUACCCAUAAAGCCUCCACCUUUUCCUCGUCACACUCCACAUGCCUAAGAUUUGACUUUAACUCACGGUUGACAUAUAAACAUACCCCACCACCCUUCUUGUUUUUCCUAUCCUUCCUAAAUAACGUAUACCCAUUUAAAUUAACUGCCCAGUCAUGUGUCUCAUCCCACCAUGUUUCUGUUAUGCCUAUUAUAUCAUAUUGUUUAGUGUAUGCUAUUGCCUCUAGUUCCCCCAUUUUGUUAUAUAGGCUCCUUGCAUUAGUAAGCAUACAUUUAAUAUUAUCAUGAGUCUUUUGUACUUUUUGUGAAUUAUCAAUAUUACAUACCUCCUCUGUUCUGAGUUUUCCCCUCCCCCCAUCUCCACCCCCUUUGUUCUGAGCUAAAGCCCAUCUCUUUUCCAUCAUAUCUCCAUUUUCUAGAUUGCUUUGACCCUCCCCCCCUACCACUAGUUUAAAAUCUCCUCCAACCUUCUAGCCAUCCUAUCCCCCAGCACAGCAGACCCUCUUCCGUUUAGGUGCAAUCCAUCAUGACUAUACAGGUUGUACCCAAGUGCAAAAUCGGCCCAGUGCUCUAAAAACCCAAAACCCUCUUUCCUGCACCAAGACUUUAGCCACGCAUUGACCUCUCUAAUCUCCCGCUGCCUUUCUGCUGUAGCGCGCGGCACAGGUAAUAUUUCUGAAAAAAUUACCUUGGAGGUCCUUUUCUUAAGCUUACUUCCUAGUUCCCUGAACUCAUUCUUUAGGACCUUCCAUUUUCCUCUGACUUUGUCAUUGGUACCAAUAUGGACCAUGACAGCUGGGUCAUCUCCAGCCCCUCCCAAUAAUCCCUCCACUCUGUCGGCAACAUGCCGGACCCGAGCACCCGGGAGACAGCAAACUGUCCGGUUGAGUCGAUCAGAGUGGCAGAUUACCCUAUCUACUCUCUUAAUAAUAGAGUCCCCUACCACCACAACCUGUCUAGCCUUCCUUACCCUCUCAACCCCACCCGUACUAGAGGGGCUGUUUCCACGGCUGUUAGCAGGAACAGCUUCCUGCAGUACAGCUACUCCUGAGCUGAUGCUCCCAACAUCUUCACUCAAACGGGCAAAUCUGUUAGGCUGCAUGAGAUCAGGACUAGCUAAACCUUUUCUCUUCCCUCCCCCCCUGCUUCCUCUCCCCACUGUCACCCAGCUACGUGCCUGUUCCCCAUCUGUCUUAUCUCCUCCCUCUCCACUACCUGUCCCCACUAAACUCUGCUCAGUGAGCAGCAGACUCCUCUCAAGAUUGUCAAUCUCCCUCAGUGUUACAAUUUGCCUCUCCAGAUCUCUAAUCUGAGCUUCCAGAAAUGCCACUCGCUCACACCCACCACAGAGGUAUGGACCCUGGACAGAACCAUCCAGGCAUGCAUACAUGCGGCAUGAUGUGCACUGAGUUAAAUUUGCAAUCUUGCUAGCACUCAUCCCCAGUAACAAAAAACACAAGUGAGAAAAAAAAAAAAAAAAAAAUAUUUACCCUCUUUGGUUAAACUCCCUUGUAGUUUUAACUCCUGUUGUUUUAACUCCUACUUAAAAGAGACUACUUUAAAUAGUCUACUUUCAAGCAAACUCCAGUGAGCAAGCUCUGUGAGUCAGUAGUGGGUUUAUAUUUGCAAUACAAAUCCCACACAGGUGGAAAUUAAGGGGCACUCCCCCUAAUUAGCUCAGCAGCAGCAGCACCCACAAGGAGGGGAAUAGAAACAACAAGAGAGGGGGAAAAAAAAAAGAGGGAAAAUGUUUUAAAUAAUACCAGCAAGGUGAAAAUAUAUAAGAGAAAAAAAAAAGGAACAAAGUUUAAAUAUAUCCAAAGAGAAAAAAUAUAUAUGAAAAGGGGAAAAAAGUUACAAAAUAUUAAAAUAAAUCAAAACAGUAAGGAGAAAUAAUUUGUUUUUUUUAAAAAGGGUAAAGUAAAAACAAAACAAAAACAAAAAAAAACACAAAAUACAAACAAAACAAAACCCAAAAAGAGAGAAAAAAAAAAAAAUACUAAAAUUUAAACCUGCUUUUCUUUUCCACUUGGUAUUAACUAAUACCAACCACAGUCCACCAGUUCACCAACAAACUCCUGUUGUUUUAACUCCUACUUAAAAGAGACUACUUUAAAUAGCCUACUUUCAAGCAAACUCCAGUGAGCAAGCUCUGUGAGUCAGUAGUGGGUUUAUAUUUGCAAUACAAAUCCCACACAGGUGGAAAUUAAGGGGCACUCCCCCUAAUUAGCUCAGCAGCAGCAGCACCCACAAGGAGGGGAAUAGAAACAACAAGAGAGGGGGGGGGGAAAAAAAGAGGGAAAAAGUUUUAAAUAAUACCAGCAAGGUGAAAAUAUAUAAGAGAAAAAAAAAAAAUCUGUACAAUCUGUACAAAAUUUUAUUAACUCCUCGCUCUUUAUUGCCAAGCCUGAUCAUUCAGUCCUAUAAUAUGCUGGUUUGCAGAUUUGAGAUAGAGAUAGAUAUAUAUAAUUUUAUAGGCUUUUUACCCUUUAAUGUCUUGCAUCUGCUCCUCUCUGCAGAUUCUGUGGUGUGCAAGAUGGAGAUGCCCUGUUACUCUCUGAGUGAAGAUGAAUACUCUGUGUACCACCCACUCAGCGCAGAGAGUGAUCCUGAGGAGGUGUCUCUAGGAGAAAUAAAAUCUCCUUGCGGGCAGUGUGAGACUCAUUUAGGUGGUGCGUCACGCUGUCUGGACCUGGCACUUGGCCGUCGCAGUUUGCCUUUCUUCAAGUCCUCUUCCUCUGUGUGUGGGUCUCCAUCUCCUUUAGAAACCACAACGGAAUUGGCUUCACUGGGACAAAAGGAACGGCUACUCUUUCCCUGCCAAUUGUGCUCAUUCUCCACCCACUACUCGAGCCAUCUGAAACGCCAUAUGAAGACCCACAAUGGAGAGAAACCCUUUUGUUGCCCUCACUGCCUCUAUGCCUCUGCACAGCUAGUCAACCUGAAACGUCACCUUCGCACACACACUGGGGAGAAACCCUUUCGCUGCGAUCACUGCAGUUUCUCCUGUAGUAGUCUUGGCAACCUGAAGAGGCAUCAGCGAGUCCAUACACAGGAGAAGCCCUACUCUUGCAACUUGUGUUCUUACCGUUGCAACCAAAGCCGCAACCUGAAAAGACAUGUAUUGGGCCACCGUAGGAGAAGGCAGCGUCACGAAUCCAGGAUAGAUGGAGAUGAUGGGGAGGAGGAGGAGGAAUGUGAACCUAGCUCAAAGAAUGCAGAUGGUUAGUAUCAAGUCUGCAGUAAAUUAUACUCUAACUCUUGUUUUAUUACCCCCAUUAAGGCCUUCCAAAAAAAAAAUAAGUGAUAUGUAUCUAGGUAGCAUGGAGUGAGCUCCUCCCACUGCAGGGUGACACACAAACUGCCCCUCUGGACACGAAUUCUGGCCCUCCUACUGCAGGGUAAUUUCAAGUCUGUCCCUCCAAUUUAGAGAAGGGGGUUUUGGGACCCUGAGUCUGCCCCUCCCACUGCAGGGUGACACAGACAAGAGCUAUGGUACACAAUCUGCCUCUCCAACUGCAGGGUGACACAGACAGAAGGGCACUCUGGGACACCGUCUGUCCCUCCCACUGCAGGGUGAUACAGACAGAAGGGAGCUAUGGGACACAGUCUGUCCCUCCCACUACAGGUUGAUGUAGACAGAAGGAAGUUACGGGACAUGGAGUUUGACCAUCUCACUCCAGGGUGACACAAACAGGAGCUAUAAGAAGCUAUACCUCUUCCUACACCUUCAGAAUGACGUGCUCAUAGUGAUAUUUGCUGUUAGAUUUUAAUGUUGUGUUAUUUUACUUUGACAGUGGCUGUCCUUGCUCUCCCAGUCACCUCCAGUGCACUUGAUAAUUUUCUGCCAACCAGUGUUCAUAUGAACUGUGCCACUUCACCCUCAGCCCCUCCCCCUCGCCCUGAUGAUGGCCUCCCAGAGCUACUCUUUCCGUUCACAUGCCGUUUCUGUGGGCUGGUCUUAGAUGAAGGAUGCCCCCUAGAUGAUGAUGACGAUGAUGGAGUAGCAGAGGGACAGUCUUGCUCUCGUUGUAGUGCUUCUGAUCCUGAGAGUCCUGGCAAAGGGUUUUCCUGUGGUUUGUGCUCUUUUGUUACUCAUUACCCCAACCACCUCUCUCGACACAUGAAGACCCACAGUGGUGAAAAACCCUACAAAUGCCAACUAUGCCAAUAUGCUUCUGCCCACUAUGACAACCUUAAGCGUCACCAACGAGUACACACAGGUGAGAAGCCCUACAAAUGCCAGCUGUGCGACUAUGCCUGUGGUAAUCUUGCAAACUUAAAACGCCAUGGCCGCAUCCACUCAGGCGACAAGCCUUUCCGCUGUGGUCUCUGCAAAUACAGCUGUAAUCAAAGUAUGAACCUUAAACGCCACAUGCUCCGACAUACUGGGGAGAAACCCUUCCGCUGUAUGCAGUGCCACUACACUACUGGACACUGGGAUAACUACAAACGCCACCAGAAAACUCACGGCCACUCUGUGGAGGGCUGGGUUAACCCUCAACGCAGUUUCAAAAAUAUAUCAAAUCAAUCUGCUGGGUUAGGUAAGAGCAGAUGACUGUCGGCAUUUCUUUUUCGAGGGAUUCAGAGGUUGAACACUGGAACAUGAUAAUCUAGAAUGGUUUACAACACACAUAGUAUAAAAGAACCUUUAAUGUAAACAGUGUAUGUGCAGCUUCACAAAGUAACAUAUAUUGGUUGUGAGAAAUUGUUUUGGAUGUAAUAAAAACAUUACAAAUGUAGAAAUGCUGGAAAAAGCACGGUCAUCUAUGUAAUGUACAGCAAAGUCUUCUGUCCCAAAUACUGAUUUCUCAUCCUAAAGUGCAUUCUGCCCUUCUAGGACAUGUAAAAAAAAUUAAUAUAAUAAUAAUACAGCUCUCUGUUGUGGUUCUGCUUUAAUUCAUUUUUUGACAAUUUGUUUUUAACAAAAAUACACUCUGAUUUUUUUGGAUGAUUUUAUUAUUGUAUGGCAAUAAUAAUGAGUGCUGAGCUAGUCUUUAAUUGUCAUGAUGCUUAGAAUAUUUAGACAAAGCUUUCCUAGAGGUAGAUUGCACGUCUUACACACACCUAGUGUGCAAUAUGGGAAUAACAAUAUAAUCCUAAAAUUGAAAUGUUACCUAUUCUAACAUGGACGAGGGCUUGACAGAUACCCCCACCAAACUGAACAAAUGCUACUACUUACACAUAUCUAAAUGCAGACAAGAACCUACCUGUUGGCCCAUCUUAGCACAGAUAAGCAGUGACUUAUUUGACAACCCGCCUUAAUUCAUAGCAGUGCUUUGACUACUCUGUUGGCCAUCUAAACCCAGACAAGCACUGACUAAUCCAUGGACCAUUCUCUGCUUAAACGAGUGCUGAAUGAUCCAUUGACCUGAAUCAGGCCUGUGACUGCUCUGUUGGACCACCUCAAUCCUUGCCAAAUAUGAGACUGAUCAUUUGCCCAUCUCAAUCCUGGAUUUGUCAAGUCCCUUUUCAUCAAGGUAUUUGUUACUUACCCAUAAUGCUGCAUCAACCCUCAUAAGCUGUUUUUGUAGGUGUCAACCCAUCCCCACCUGGCUGAACACUAACUGCUCAGUCAGCCCAUCUAACCCAGAAGAGCACUGAGUAAUCUAUUGGCCUGUUUUAAAUAGAACAAGAGGUGACUGAUCCAUUGGCUUAUGUGAACCUGGACAAUUGCAAAACUUUUGGCUCACUCAUUGCUCUAUGAACAAACUGUGAACCAUUGCUGAGCUUUAGUUUUAGGCCUCUGCCAGCUUUCUAGCAAAUCUCACCCCAGACAAGUAGUUACCUAUCAGCUCAUCUCAACUAGUGACUCCCAUUUCAACCCGGAAGAGCAGUCAUCGGUACUUCAUCUCAACCUGGACUACACAACUGCACUGGCCUGUCUUGAUCCAGACAUGCACUGUCCUGUCAACUUGUCCAACCUGGACAAGUGCUUACAACUCCAUCAACCCGUCUGAACCCUGACAAAUGCAAACCUUUCAACCUGGACAAGUGCUGGUGAAUUGAGGCCCCUCCUUGCUCCCAGACGAUUAAUGAUUCAUCAGGCCUACAACUGACUUGUGUUGGCAAAUGACUUCGUCUGAACCUGGACAUGCAAUGUGAUGUCUGAAAAAGAGCUGCUGUAUUGUAUUUGCAAUUACUUGUUCCCUCUGUUGGAGGGAAGGAGUUUCUUGUCCAUGUAGGCUCUUUAAAUACAGCAGCUGGUAUGUUUUGUAAUCAGAGUGCUUUUGUAUUAUUGAUAAAAUUGUCAUCUAUUAUUUUUAUUCCUCCUCUAAUCUGGUGAAUGUAGUGAGUCUUUUAAUUUACUCUGCCAUGUCACAG